Messenger RNA from Thalassophryne amazonica, 519 nucleotides. RefSeq names its product neuromedin Bb (gene nmbb). The transcript is spliced from 3 exons. Lineage: Eukaryota; Metazoa; Chordata; Actinopteri; Batrachoidiformes; Batrachoididae. Gene Ontology annotation, biological process: positive regulation of hormone secretion; neuropeptide signaling pathway. The record is from RefSeq and is a predicted model, not a curated record. Gene Ontology annotation, molecular function: neuropeptide hormone activity; neuromedin B receptor binding. Gene Ontology annotation, cellular component: neuron projection. Bases 19 to 387 code for a protein of 122 amino acids.
CUGUUCCACGGCGUCGACAUGAGAGGCUCCACUGUGAACCACGCGUGUCGGUGUGGCUUCCUUAUUUAUCUCGUCGUGUCUUAUACCGCUGCAGUCAGCUUCGACCUGACUGAGCUCAGGAACAAAGUUGCGAAAAUUAAAGUGAAUCCAAGAGGAAAUCUUUGGGCUACAGGACAUUUCAUGGGUAAGAAGAGUGUGAUGGACUCCACAGAGCAGAUGGAUGACGCGCUGGAGGUCGCCGUAUCUGCGGAGCAAAGCGCAGUCAGGAAGCUGUUCCAAGUUCUGCAAAUUGUGCUGCAAGCGCAGGUGGAAGAAAGCCGCUCCAAGCACCAGGAAGGGGAGCUGUUCAUGAAGAUUUUAGAAAACUAUAUCCAGAGCAGAAAGUGAUGCAGCGCAGUCUGGAACCAAGACAUGAGGCAGUUUUAUUUACAGCUCAUUUUGGAAUAUGCUUUAUUUUGGUGGAAUCAAUAUGGUACUAUUGAAUAAAGCUAUUUAUAAUAAAUAAAACUAUUAUUUGCA